This is a messenger RNA of Caenorhabditis remanei, 1362 nucleotides long. RefSeq lists its product as uncharacterized. The record is from RefSeq and is a predicted model, not a curated record. Lineage: Eukaryota; Metazoa; Nematoda; Chromadorea; Rhabditida; Rhabditidae. Bases 1 to 1362 code for a protein of 453 amino acids. The transcript has 8 exons.
AUGAUCACUUCCCAGCUCAACGGAAAGGAAGGAGAUGGCAAAGUAGACAAGGGAGAUGACCAUUCUGGAAAAAAGGAUGCCCAGAUGUCUGUCUGUCCCUGCUAUCAUCCAGAUGUCCCCCCACUCACAUCACUACACGCGCCAACCAACGCUCUCAACACAAGAAACACUCCGAAAUUCGGACUAAACGAGGCGGCCACAUUUCCCAAGAAAGCGAGAAUUGCGGUCGAGACGAUCACCGGUUUCCGGCCAUAUCUAUCAGCUAGCAUCGACAUGAAUGGGACGGCGACGAUGGCCGCAAUUGUGAAGAUGAAAAUGCACCCGGACCAGAAAAAAACGUUCAAAGAGAAAAAUGAGAUUCGCAACAAAUUGUUCAAGUCAACAAAUGCAGAAAGACAGGAUUGGCGGAAAACGCCACCCUUCACGAUUUCCAUCGCCGUGCCCGGACAAUUCCUGAAUAAUGCUCAAUCCAGUGAACUCCGCACUUAUAUGGCCGGACAAAUCGCUCGCGCCGCCACACUUUAUCGAGUCGACGAGAUUAUCAUCUAUGAUGAGUCGUGUCGAAUGACUGAUGAAGCCGUCAAUGCCUACUACAAUGGAACGUGGCAAGGAAACCUGCUCCCAGCUGAAAACAACUACGAAGGAUGCUUCUACCUCGCUAAAAUUCUCGAAUAUCUCGAAUGCCCGCAAUACCUUCGGAAAGAUCUCUUUCCAAUCCAAAAACCACUAAAAUACGCGGGUCUUCUGAAUCCACUCGACGCUCAACAUCAUCUGAAGUAUGAUGAGAAGACAUUCCGAUUCCGUGAGGGUGUCGUGUUGAAGAAACGAUCGAAAGAGGGACGUGGACCGAUUUGUAGUAUUGGAUUGGAUAAAGAGUUCGAGAUUGAUUCGGAUGCUGUCUCUCUGCCACCGUAUACUCGGGUUACUGUAGAGAUUAAGAAUUUGACAGAGCAAUGCAAAUUGUAUCGUGGAAGUAUAACGAAUGGAGCUGCGGUGACACGAGAAACCGGACAGUAUUGGGGAUAUUCAGUGAGAUUGUUGACUGGAUUGCAGAAGGUUUUGGAAGGAAAGAAGUUCGACAUGGUCGCCGGUGUGUCUCCACGUGGAAAGCUUGCCACUGAGAUGGACGUUUGUAUUCUGAAUAAACCUAAAAUCCUGCUCGUGUUCGGAGGUGUCGCCGGUGUGGACGCCGCCGUGGAAUCUGAAGAACUGGCCGAAUGGCGUCGUGCUGAGGACGCAUUCGAUAUGCUCAUCAGAACUACGUCACUGCCAAAUGGAUCACGCAGUGAGAGAGUCGAAGAGAAUGUUUUGUCAGUGUUGGCACAGGUUCAAUGUCGUUUGGAGACUUUGAAUCAGUUGUGA